ACAAGUAAUUGAAGAUUGGAAAUCGAUUUAUUGCAAACAUUUACGAAAAAUGCAAAUUAUGUUUGAAAAAAUUUUAUGUGUAUUAUUGAAGAGUUUAGUACUGACAAAGGCAACUGUCACGUUUAUGCCGACAGAUUAUAACACUUCAAACAACCCUCAGAAAGAAAAUGUUGAUAUGUGUCCGUAUUUAAAUAUCACGCAGAAUAUUUCAAUGUUCGAGAAAAAUUAUCAUCGUAUAUUAAAUUUCAAAUCUGACCGAUGUCAUUCUGAUAGUACUGUGAGAAAUGAGCGAGAAGUCGAUGAAGUUACGCUUGCAAAUAUUUCUAUCAUCUCAGAAUCUAUCGAAAACAAUUUGAACAAGCCAACAUCUCUCAGAGCAUUUGUACAAUACGACAGUCAAUUCACAGAAAAAGUAAACGACAUUUUUGUGACAUUGAGAUGGAACCAACCUAACUUUUCCGAUGAAAUAAUACAAGGGUACACGGUGCAGUGUUUUUUCAUCGAGGAUUUAAAAGAGAUUCAAAUCUGUGAGGAUAAAAAUAUUACCACUACAGAAUUGGAGCACACGGUUCACAAUCUGAUCUUUAACACGACAUAUUAUUUUCGAGUACGUGCGCAUACUAAAAUUGUUGCUGGACCUUACACGGAUUUAAUUAAUGUGUCGACUACACAUGAAAAUCCAAUACCUAAAUUAUUACUCAUAACGUCUGGAGAUAUCCAAAUAUGGGACGUGGAUUUAAACAUCAUUACUAAUUUAGUAAUGACGUCACAAUCAGUAAGAAAAGCCGUUUAUUCGAUACAAGAACAUAGAAUUUAUUGGAGUAACAUGGAAGGAGACCUAAUGACAUUGAAGAUUAAUGAAAAUAAUAUCACAAAACUAGCUAGCUUUGAUGAUGAUAUACUCGUACAUGAUCUCUGCAUUGACUGGGUAGCAAGAAAUCUAUAUUUUACAUAUGAAGAGUAUGAUACAUCAGACUACUAUUACAUUGUAAAGUUCGACUUAACAAUGUGGGAAAAUGGCAUAAUUAAAUUUGAUCAGAUUUUCAAAUCAAGAAUUCCUAUUAACUAUUUAAAAGUAUCACCGUCUAUGGGAAUUUUAUAUCACAUAUCAUACAAUUGGAUGAGUGGAAGACAAGUAAUGAUGAAAUAUCAUCUCGAUGGAAAAAACGAGCAAAUUGUUAAGAAAAAUGCUUCCCUGUUUUAUUAUAUUAUAUAUCCUUUUACUAAUAUGAUAAUUGAUAACAUGAAUAAUGGAGAGUCGUUAAUUUACUGGUUAAAUGAUUGGAGUAUAAAUGUAACAGACAUUAAUAUUUCUAAGUUCAAUCAGAUUUUACACAAGGAAGACAUAAGUGAAGUCAUAAGUGAUAACAUCACAUUCCAAUAUAUGACGAUUGACAAAACAAACAUUUACAUUUUAACAUAUAAUUCUCAAUAUAAUUCAUAUACCUUGCUCGUUUUGAAAAAGAAAUAUGCAAGUCUCACCAAGAACGUCCCAUAUGCAUACAAAUAUGUUAUAAAGAUACCAAUAAGCUCAGAUAAAAAUGAGUUUUUUAAAAACACAUAUAUUUACGCUUUUGAUAAAUCUUCACAACCAUAUCCUCCAAUGAGAUGUCUGACAUUUGACGAAAAAGUUUAUAAUUUUGAGAAUGUGACUGCAACGACAAACAGCAUUAUUGUAAAUCUUCCGGAGCCAAUUGUAAAGAGUGGAUGCAAAAAAUAUAAUUUACCAACUACUAUAUAUACUAUUUUUGUAAGCCAUUGUUGUUUAAACAACAACCUCAACAAGUCUGAAAAAUUCAAUGUGCAGACGUUCGAGAGAUAUUACGAGAUUCAAAACUUAACAUCAUUUACAGAGUACAAGUUGAAGUUUACUUUAAGCAAUUUUUACUUUGAUCAAUUAUCAAUAAAUCCAUUCGAUUCGAACGUGACACGAAUAAAAACUAAUUUGGGCAAACUUAAUGUACCAGAAAAUGUAAGUGUUUUAGCUUUGACGCCUACUAUAGCAGUAGUUUAUUGGAUGCCACCCAAAAAAUUGAAUUGUGUGGUUGUGACCUAUGAAGUGCAUUGGAAGUUAGUGAACGACAAGCAACAAGAGAAUAAACAAAUUAUCAAUGUGCCGAAACGUGUGGCAGACGGCAGAUAUUUCACAAAGAUUAACUUGUCGCUACCAGUACAAGAUUUCUUGAUAUACGUGCGUGUGUAUCCAAGUAAUUUCAGCGAUUUUUACAACGAGAGUAAAAAAAAGAUCGAUCUCAUAUACUUAGAACCAAACAAUAUUACUAUGAGCGAGGUCAACACAAAUAGCAUGAACAUUUCUUGGAUCUCAAACAUCAAUCUGACGAUCUCUUCUGCACUAGAGUACAAAAACGUUUCAACAGAAAAAUGGCAAACAACGAAUGAUAUCAGAAUGAAUUAUAACGAAGAAGUAAUAUACCAUAUCAAAAAUUUACAAUCGGGAACUUUAUACCAGUUUCGCUUGAUAUUGAGAUACCUCGAAUAUGAGGAAACUUUUACAUGGCCGUCUGAUGAAAGAUUUAUUUUUUCAACACGUGAUACUUCAGACACUCCUCGAAUAAUAGCGAAAACAUAUUACUCAUUGAUGUCAGGUUUUAUCGUUAUAGUUAUUAUAAUCUGCCUCUGCUACUUUUAUUGUUUGUGUCGUCAACGCAGAAGUAAUAAUGAACAAUUUUUGUCUUCAACAAUGACCGAUGAUAUAGAAUUGGGGAUGCUACAUGAAGUAUUUUGCCAAUACACUCGAUUCAAUACGAAUUACAGUCCUAUGUUACACUAUAAUCCGGAUGAAUGUGCGAUAACUGAAAUUGCACGUAAACAGAUUAUAUUUGGAAAAAUUAUUGGUAGCGGCGCAUUCGGAGAGGUGUAUCAAGGAAAUGUGAAAAACUUAGAAAGUUCGGGCACAGAGAUAUCCAUUGCAAUAAAAACGCUUCGGAAAGAUGCUUCUUCCGAUGAGGAAAAGAGAUUGUUAAAGGAAGCCAAGCUUAUGAAUCGUUUUCGACACAAACAUAUAUUAAGAUUGUUGGGCGUUUGUUUAGAUGGGAUUUCACCAUUUCUAAUAUUGGAAUUGAUGGAAACUGAUCUGUUAAAAUAUUUGAGAGAUUGUCGAAAUUUGGAAGCGUCAGAUUCGCACGCUCUGCGUUUGCAAGAUUUGUUCGCCAUGUGCGAAGAUGUUGCGCAAGGUUGUUGCUACUUGGAAGAAUUGCGUUUCGUACAUAGAGAUCUAGCGUGUCGCAAUUGUUUAGUAUCUUCGAGAAAUCGCGAGAAUCGUAUUGUCAAAAUUGGAGAUUUUGGAUUAGCUAGAAAUAUCUACAACGAUGAUUAUUAUCGCGUGAGAGGAGAAGGUUUGCUUCCUGUUCGCUGGAUGGCACCCGAAUCUUUGAUGAUCAGAAUAUUUACUUCUCAAAGCGAUGUUUGGUCAUUUGGUGUUUUAAUGUGGGAAAUUACAUCAUUAGGUGAACAACCUUAUGUUGACAAGACUAAUGAGGAAGUGAUAAUUUAUGUACUUGCUGGAAACAGGUUGCCGAUGCCUCUUAACUGUCCGUCCGCAUUGUACCAGUUGAUGCUACGUUGCUGGAGUUCAGCGGAUGCUAGACCAAAUUUCGGAUUUUGUCUGAAAAAUAUUAUAGCAUUGCGAAAGAACAUAGAAGAUGCCGUACUGAGUCCAGUCAAUAUUCUUUAGCCGAUAUAAUUAAAUUAAUGUUUAUUUUCUUUUCCGAAUGAUUCGAUAAAUCUUAAUGUAGGAAAAAUAUAUAGA
Camponotus floridanus (Florida carpenter ant) is the source of this 3769-nucleotide messenger RNA. Its product is annotated as proto-oncogene tyrosine-protein kinase ROS-like. The coding region runs from base 50 to 3694 and encodes 1214 amino acids. Gene Ontology annotation, biological process: protein phosphorylation; regulation of TOR signaling; cell surface receptor protein tyrosine kinase signaling pathway. NCBI's taxonomy places the organism in Eukaryota, Metazoa, Arthropoda, Insecta, Hymenoptera, Formicidae. Gene Ontology annotation, molecular function: protein binding; ATP binding; transmembrane receptor protein tyrosine kinase activity. Gene Ontology annotation, cellular component: signaling receptor complex; membrane. The record is from RefSeq and is a predicted model, not a curated record. The transcript has 10 exons.